AUGGGCGCUGCUGCCUGCUCUACUCAAAAAGCUGUUGCUAUUACAGCGACCUCCAACGGAGGGAUAAGAAACUACACGUCACCAUCGAAGUGUGAGGAAACAAGUUUUGCUUUGAAACUGAUACGUAAUCAGCAGAAAUUAACACAACUGCAGAAAAACAAACAAGAAACUGACUUUUCUGGUGGCUAUGUGGUCUGUAUGAGAGACCACGACCCUCCACUGUUCACUGGUGUUGGCCGUGUGUCAGAUGACCAGUGUAAGUGCCCCACAGAAUAUUGUUUUAAUGCAGAAAACCUUCGUUACACCUGUGAGGAAACCCAAAAUGCUUACAUUCAGAGUCAACAGCUUGAAAACUGUUCAUGCCAGUUGGGGAAGAGAACACACUAUACUCUCACAGCCGCAAACACCAAAGCAGCAACGGUUAACUAUGGUUGUAGCCUCUGCCAGUUUCUGUUAAGUGGCAAACACGAGCACUGGAGUGAACUGCAACAAGAUACUUUCAUGGUUUACACGGAAAAGUUGCUCUCCCUAAACGAUAGCAGCAAAAAACAAAACCAAAACCAAGCAGCUCAAGACGAUUGCUGUCUUAAUAAACAGGACUUUUCUCAGACUACAUUUUCAAAAACUCCAUCUUGUAAGAAGGCAGUUUCAAGGUUAAGAGAACUUUCUGGCCAUCUCGAUCAUGGAUACAUCCCUAUUUCUAUCCUUCAGAAGACACUGCAAUAUGCUACUCGUGUACUUGAGGCAGUAUCUGUACAAGAAUUCAGAUUACUGACGGAAGAAGAAGAUCUUUCUUCGGUUCAAUCGGACACUGUCCCUCAUGAGGUCAGGGAUUGGCUAGCCACUACUUUCACUCGACCGACAAUAGCACAUUUUGAAGACAAACCCCGAUUUCGGUCGGUAGCCAAUGCCAUCAGAGCAGGGAUAAUGGUAGACAGGAUAUUCAGAAGGUUUUCUAGUUCCUCCAUUAUUCAGCCAAUUCCAUCCUCGGUUGUGGAGUUAUUAAAGGAUAUAGACGAAUGGUCUUUUAACGUGUUUACUGUCAGCGAAGUGGCUAACGGACAAGUUCUGCGUUACGUUAGCCUUGACAUACUCAACCGCUAUGGAAUUAUUAAUAAAUUCAAGGUUCCAACUUCAGUGUUGGGGAACUUCCUGGUCCACAUUGAACUUGGAUACAAUAUACAUAAAAAUCCGUAUCACAACAACGUGCAUGCUGCUGACGUCACUCAGACUAUGCACUACAUGCUGUGGAAGGCGGGGCUUGUGAACUGGCUCACAGACCUCGAGGUGUUUGCUUCUUUGUUCGCAGCUAUAAUUCACGAUUUCGAACAUACCGGAACUACUAACAACUUCCAUAUUAUGUCGGGCUCGGAUAUGGCCCUUCUCUAUAAUGACCGGUCAGUGUUGGAAAACCAUCACUUGAGUGCAGCAUUCAAUCUACUCAAAAAAGAAGAUUGUAAUAUCCUUCAGAACUGCAGCAAAGAAGAGUUCAGUAUUGACAAGCCAAAGGCCCUUUCGCUAAUUCUUCACUGUUGUGAUAUUAGUCAUCCAUGCAAAGCUUGGGAAUUGCACUAUCCUUGGACAGAAGUUCUUGUUCAAGAGUUCUUUCUACAGGGAGACAGAGAACAGGAUAUGGGAUUAUCCUUCUCACCAUUAUGUGAUAGGAAUACUACAAUCGUAGCUGAAUCUCAAAUAGGAUUUAUUGAUUUUAUUGUGGCACCAAGUAUGCAAGUGUGUGGAGAUUUGCUGCAGAAAAUUCAGCUUCAGCUCUUCAAGACUUCAGAUGUGAUAAAAUAUAUAGAUCAAGUAAACUGUAUAAAUAAAG
This is a messenger RNA of Limulus polyphemus (Atlantic horseshoe crab), 1825 nucleotides long. RefSeq names its product calcium/calmodulin-dependent 3',5'-cyclic nucleotide phosphodiesterase 1A-like. Gene Ontology annotation, biological process: signal transduction. The record is from RefSeq and is a predicted model, not a curated record. The transcript is spliced from 12 exons. The annotation marks the transcript as partial. Lineage: Eukaryota; Metazoa; Arthropoda; Merostomata; Xiphosura; Limulidae. Gene Ontology annotation, molecular function: 3',5'-cyclic-AMP phosphodiesterase activity.